AAUAGGAGAGCGGCUUGAGAGCUUGACAGAAGGAACAGAAGUAUACGAGAGCUGCAAGGUAUUACUGAGUACAGCCAGUGCAGCAAUCUGCACCAAAACCAGCUCAGGGCACCUGUAAAACAUGUCUUGUUGGGCACGUACCAGUGAGGAGAAGUAUGGAGUGGCGAUUUGGAAUUUCAAAGGGACCGGCGAAAAUCACCUCCCCCUGCAGAUUGGGGACACUGUGCAUAUCCUGGAGCUCAAAGAAGGUUGGUACAGAGGAUACACACUGAAAAACACUUCAGUCUGGGGCAUAUUCCCCAUAUCCUUUAUCAAAGUGAAGAAAGCCAGAGUGGAGAUGAGAGACGGUCGAGAGACGAUCGUAUCGUCUGAGUUACCGAUGGUGCAGGAGAUCACCACCACCCUGAGGGAGUGGGCCCACAACUGGAGACAGGUCUACUUGGAGGGUGGGAAGGCUCUGUUCUUGCGAUUGGGUCAUAUGAUGCAUGAGUUGAUGGAGAGGAGGUCUCAGCUUCUCUCAGGGACCCUGCCGAAGGACAAGUUGCAGGAGCUGAAGCAGCAGGUCACCUCCAAGAUGGACUAUGGGAACAAGAUCCUGACGCUGGACCUGGUGGUGCGCGAUGAUGAGGGCAACAUCCUGGAUCCAGAAAGCACCAGCGUGGUCAGCCUGUUUCAAGCCCACUGCAAGACCACCUCCCGUAUCAUACAGCGAAUUAAUGAGGAAUCUUGCAGUGAUCAGAGUGGGAUAAACCAGACAGACAUUUUCUCUAGCUCCCCCACGCACAGCCUCUACGUCUGUGUUCGAAACUUCGUGUGCAAGCUGGGAGAGGAGGCUGAGCUCUUCAUGUCUCUGUACGAUCCUGCCGAGCAGAAGAUAAUCAGUGAGAACUUCCUUGUUCGCUGGGCACACACCGGCCUGCCAAAGGACAUUGAAAAACUAAACAACCUCAAAGUCAUUUUCACUGAUCUGGGGAGGAAGGAGCUGAGCCGGGAGAAGCUGCUCCUGGUGUGCCAGAUUGUCCGAGUGGGAAGGAUGGAUCUGAAGGAAGCAAAUGUCCGGAAAGCUACCAUGGGCUUGCGGAGGCCUCUUGGAGUCUCAGUGAUGGAUGUGACGGAGAUCAUUAAAGGGAAGAUGGAGAGUGACGAGGACAAACAGCACUUUAUCCCCUUCGUGCAAGUGGCAGCCGAGAAUGAUUUUCUUCACAGCUUGAUCAAGAAAGUCACUGAAGCCAAAGACAUAAACCACAAAGGACAAGGGCUCUGGGUGUCCAUUAAGAUGCUGAACUGGGACCUGAAGCAGCUUCAGCAGGAGCAGCCUCAUCUAUUGGACCGGGGUGCCGUGGUGGCACGGAAGAUGGGCUUCCCUGAGAUCAUCAUGCCAGGGGAUGUGAGGAACGAUAUCUACGUGACACUGGUUCAGGGCGAGUUUGACAAGGGUAACAAAACCACCCAGAAGAACGUGGAGGUGACCAUGGUGGUGUGCAGUGAGGAAGGGGAGGUGAUCUCUGAUGCUAUCUCGCUGGGUACAGGAGACAGGAAUGUGAGCGAGUUCCAGUCUACGGUCUUUUACCAGUUGAAGCACCAGCACUGGAUGGAGACAGUCAAGGUAACCAUCCCUAUUGAAGAUGUUCAAAAGACUCACCUGAGAUUCACCUUCAAGCACCGGCCCUCAAGUGACUCCAAAGACAAGGCUGAGAAGAAGUUUGCAAUGGCGUUUGUGAGGCUGAUGAGGCCAGAUGGGACCACUCUGCAGGAUGGCGAACAUGACCUGAUUCUCUACAAGGGCGACAGCAGGAAACUGGAGGACAUCAACGUGUACAGAAACCUCCCAUCCACCAGGAGCAACGGUGAGCAGCAGAGCCGGCACUCCAUGGUCUCCACCAUGAAGGGAACCCUGGGAGGGGCCAGCGGGCUGAGCAGCAGCAAGGACAGCUUCCAGAUCGCCACUCUCAUCUGCUCCACCAAGCUCACCCAGAACGUGGACCUCCUAGGCCUGUUGAAAUGGCGUUCAAACCCGAGCCUGCUGGAGCAGAACCUGAGGAAGUUGAUGGAGGUGGAGGGAGGGGAGGUGGUGAAGUUCCUGCAGGACACUCUGGAUGCCCUCUUCACUAUAAUGAUGGAAAACGCUGAGACUGACACCUACGACUGCCUGAUCUUUGAUGCACUGGUUUUUAUCAUCAACCUGAUCGCUGAUAAGAAGUUCCAGCACUUCAAUGCAGUCCUGGAGACCUACAUCUGCCUGCACUUCAGCGCCACCCUCGCCUACAAGAAGCUGAUUGUGGUGCUGACGAGCUACCUGGAGCAAAGCAGCAAAGAGGAGCCCAACGAGAAGAUGAUGGUCACCUUCAAGGGGCUGGAGUACAUCUUCAAGUUCAUCAUGCGCUCGCGCAGCCUUUUCGCCAAGCUGUACGAAGGGAAGGAGGAAGCAGAGUUUGAGCUUUCUAUCCAGAAGUUCUUCCAGGCGCUGAACGCAGUGAUGAGUUCCACAAUGGAGGGCUCCCACAUCCUGGCACAGGGGUACGCUCUGAGGUAUGUGCCAACAAUACUGCAGGAUCUGGCUAAGAUAUUCGACCCUGCACUGCUAAGUCACCUGCUGAAGGGCUUCAUCCUGAGCCUGCCCCCAAACAGACUGGAGAAACAGAAGCUGCAGUCUCUCACAGCCAUGGUCAACAGCCAGAUCUUCCACAGGCCAGAGUGCAGAGAUGCCCUGCUGCCCAUGAUGAUUGAGGAGCUGAAGACGCUAAUAUUCAACGGGUCAGAGGAAGAGACCUGCAUUGACCUGCUGAGCAACAUCUUGGAGGUCCUGCACAGGCCUGACAUGGGGAAGGUGCGUGGACACAUUCAGCUGAUCCUGAAGAAUCUGCUUCGAACCGUCAACCAGCGUGUGAUGAUGCUGGGCCAGGAGCACGAGCUGAGCAGUCACUAUGUGGCGUGCAUGACAGCAAUCCUCAGCCACAUGGACGAUUCCCACUACAGAGAUUAUAUCCAGUCCUUCACCAAGCACCCCAGGACCCAGGACCUCAUGGACUUCCUGAUGGAAACCUUCAUCAUCUUCAAGGACCUGAUUGGGAAGACAGUCUACCCCUCUGACUGGAUGGUGAUGACCAUGGUCCAGAACAGGGUGUUCUGCAGAGCAAUCAAGCAGUUUGCUGAGACUCUCACCCAGAAUUUUCUCCAUGGAUCCAGUUUUGAACUGCAGCUCUGGAACAACUACUUCCACCUGGCCGUAGCCUUUCUCACCCAGAAGUCUUUGCAGCUGGAAAACUACUCCCAGGUGAAGCGUUCCGCCAUCCUGUACAAGUAUGGUGAUAUGCGAGAAGCUCUGGGUGCUUCAAUCAGGGACAUGUGGUGCAAUCUGGGGCAGCACCAGAUCUCCUUCAUCCCUGACCUCGUGGGCCCGAUCCUGGAGAUGACGCUGGUGCCGCAUGUGGAGCUGCAGCGCUCUACCAUUCCGCUGUUCUUCGACAUGAUGCUGUGCGAGUACAGCCUCACCACCAAGUUCAGCUCGUUCGAAGACGAGAUCAUCAAGAAGCUGGACAGCGAGGUGGAGGGAGGCCGGGGGGACGAGCAGUACAAGCAGCUCUUCCAGAAAACCCUCCUGGACUGCUGCAAAAAGUACCCCCACCUGGCCCAGCCCUGUCAGCGCUUUGUUGCCAUGGUGACAGGGCUGAUGGAGCGGCUGCUUGACUACAGGGCGGUGAUGUACGAUGAGAACGAGGCCUACCGCAUGAGGUGCACCGUCAACCUGCUGAAUUUCUACAAAGAGAUAGACAGACAGGAAAUGUACAUCCGAUACCUGCACAAGCUCCGGGACCUGCACCUGCGCUACGAGAACUACACUGAGGCAGCCUUCACCCUGCUGCUGCAUGCCAAGCUGCUGAAGGCUUACAAGAGCCUCUACAGCAAGAUCAUUGACUACUUUGACAAGGGCAAGAUGUGGGAGGAGGCGAUCAUGCUGUGUAAGGAGCUGGCUCAACAGUACGAGAGCGAGCUGUUUGACUACGAGAUGCUGAGCGCCAACCUGCAAAUACAGGCCAAGUUCUUCCAGAACUCUUCUCGGUACUGCCGACGAGGCCGACCCCUCAUCCGAAGUUCCCUCAACUACGUCCCUGAUGCCGGUCCCCAAGGGUGGAAAGGAGGCUCAUGCCUCCCCCAGACAGGGGAUUCAGAGGUACGUAAAAACGUGGUAAAAAUAAAACAUUUUAAUAAUGCGUCCCAAAAUUUGACGGAUAACAAGAAAUUCAUGGGGUACUACGGCCAGGGGUUCCCCACCUUCCUCCGAAACAUGAUCUUCAUCCACCGUGGGAAGGAGUACGAGAGGAGGGAGGACUUUGAGCUGCAGCUCAUGACUCAGUUCCCCAGUGCUGAGAAACUCAAGACCACAUCGCCCCCUGGGGACGAUGUGAAGAACUCCCCCGGACAGUAUAUCCAAUGCUUCACUGUUCAGCCAAUCCCGGUGGAAAACAACCUGUUUAAGAACAAGUGUGUCCCCGAUCAGAUCCUCGAUUUCUACAAAGCCAAUAAAGUUCAGAACUUCACCUACUCUCGGCCAGUUAGGAAGGGACCUAAAGACCCAGAGAACGAGUUUGCGACCAUGUGGAUCGAGCGAACCACCUUCAGCACGGCUUACAGACUGCCGGAUAUCCUGCGCUGGUACAAGGUGACCAGCAUGUGUGAGAUCACUCUGAGUCCGCUGGAGAACGCCAUUGAGACGAUGCAGUCGGCCAACGAGAAGAUCCUGACUAUGAUCAAACAGCAGAAGAGCGACCCCUCGCUCUCCAUCAACCCGCUCUCCAUGCUGCUCAACGGCAUCGUGGACCCAGCCGUCAUGGGAGGCUUCGCCAAGUACGAGAAGGCAUUCUUCACUGAAGACUACAAGCAGAAGCACCCUGAAGACCAGGAGAAAAUCCUCAAGCUGCAGGACCUCAUCGCCUGGCAGAUCCCUCUGCUGGCUGAUGGAAUCCACAUCCACGGGCAGAAAGUGACGGGAGACCUGAAACCCUUCCAUGAGCGUAUGGAGGAGUGCUUCAUCCAGCUCAGGGCCAAGGUGGAGAGCCAGUAUGGAGUGCGGCAGCUGCCAUUGUUUGAAGGUUCUCACAGCUCCCACCGUCGCUCCCUGAUGACCUCAUUCAGACCCAUGUCCACCAUCUCUAGCGGGUCGCUGGGGUCCUCCGGAUUUGACAAGGACAGCCUGGAGCUGCCCCUGCCGAAGAAGGGAAUCUCCAAGUCACAGGAGAAGUUGGAUGUGGAGGAGAAGAAGAGUGAGAAGAAAGAGAACAGGAACAGCCUGCUCUUCAUGUACCGGAAGAACGAUCGUCCGUCCGUCUCUGACACCACCGAGCACAGCAAGGAUGUGGGGGCGAAGAUGUCCCGGAACACUAGUGACAGUCUGCUAGAUAAGAUGGACGAGCAGAGACCAGCUCCUCAAGGCAAGACCAUCAGCUCCUCUCUCCCCACCAUAUCAGGAUUGCGGAAGAACAGUUUUGGGGGUCGAGUGAAGAGCGCCAAGCCCCCCCCUCUCCCCAAGAAGAUCAGCCCAACGGUGUAUGAGCAGUUCAGCCCCGACGCACCCCCAGACGCCACUUGCCCUGCCAGACGGGGCUCUGUCAAGUCUUCCAGCUCAUUGAGCCCUGUGAAGUCAAAGUCUCCACCCACUCCCCCACCCAAGGGCAAACGCCAGAGCCAAUAUUAGACAAUCAGAGCUUCUCAUCAGUGAAUCAAACCAAUCAGAGCUUCUCAUCAGUGAACCAAACCAAUCAGAGCUUCUCAUCAGCGAACCAAUAAGAUCACCUCUUUAACAAAUCAUUUCUUCUUUUUAUUAAACCAAUCAAAGUA
Messenger RNA from Polyodon spathula (Mississippi paddlefish), 5835 nucleotides. Its product is annotated as dedicator of cytokinesis protein 2-like. The coding region runs from base 122 to 5692 and encodes 1856 amino acids. Gene Ontology annotation, molecular function: guanyl-nucleotide exchange factor activity; small GTPase binding. The record is from RefSeq and is a predicted model, not a curated record. Gene Ontology annotation, biological process: small GTPase-mediated signal transduction; cell migration. Lineage: Eukaryota; Metazoa; Chordata; Actinopteri; Acipenseriformes; Polyodontidae. Gene Ontology annotation, cellular component: cytoplasm; plasma membrane. The transcript has 53 exons.